CCAAUUUUGGAGUUCAGAAUAAUACAUAUGAAUUUACUCUGUUUUACAAUCUUUAUAAUCUUUUUAUGGAAAUCUGUACCCAUGCAUUGUUGGGGAAACUGAAAAAUGGUUUCAAAGACUUUUGGUUCUUCUUCUCAGGUAUGAAACUUCGAGUUCUUGUUCUGUUAUUUAUUUAUUAUUUUAAAUUUCUAUAGUUUGCUGACAUAUCAUGUUGUCCAACCACCAAAUUUUCACAAGUGCCUUUCCUGUUCAUUAUAGUCCUCCAAAUGGUUUCCAUUUUGAAGUCAAUGAUGAAUCUUCACCUAUACAGGCAGUUAUCUGUUUGGAUGGUGAUGGUUGCAAAUUAAGAAGUGGACUGGUGAAAAUUGAGGAAGGUUUAACUCUUGACACGUUAAUUGCUUAUGAUUCAUGUGAUCUUUGGCCGCUUAGGUAUUGUUGACAAUGAUGUCGUCGAGCUAAAUUAUCUACAACAAUAGGUGUGUAUAUGAAUUGUGCUUUUUUACUUGCAACUUCACUUUCAAUUC
Magnolia sinica is the source of this 524-nucleotide messenger RNA. Its product is annotated as probable alpha-mannosidase At5g66150. The coding region runs from base 209 to 439 and encodes 76 amino acids. The transcript has 3 exons. The record is from RefSeq and is a predicted model, not a curated record. Lineage: Eukaryota; Viridiplantae; Streptophyta; Magnoliopsida; Magnoliales; Magnoliaceae.